AUGUCCUGUCGUCAUGUUCCUACCAAACGCCUUCAUUCCGGCGUGCUAUUCUCAGUCCCGGACGCGCCGCAGCGUUUCCCUCCUGAUGAAUUCAGUUUAAGUCCCAAAGAGCAAAAGCCCGAUAAUAUUCGAAGGAGGACUCCCGAUACCAGAGAUGUGGACGCUGUCAAUGACAUUUCCCCUCCCAGCUGUCCUAUACCGGAACACCAAGAGUCUACGGAUAUUGCAAUGUUCUCCACCUUCAUAGGCGAUUCAGGCUACAGAACAUCUUCCAAUUAUGGACAUAGGGCGGACUUUGUGUCCCCAAAACAGGUCAAAGCGACUGUCUGUCUCCCUAUACUCAGGGUUGUCUCAACUACCAUGAUUGAGGGAACACUGGCCCACACAACACUCAUACAGAGCUUCCACAACCCUUCGCAAGCUACAAUCGAGGAGGCACGACACACAUUCCCGUUGUACGAUGGCGCCGUUGUUACAGACUUUGAGUGUACAAUUGGCGACGAGCGCCGUCUCCGAGGAGUCGUCAAGUCAAAGGAACAAGCCCGCCAAGAGUACAAGAAAGCAGUACAGGAACAGGUCAAGGUAGCUGCACUUCUCGAAGAACAAACACCGGAAAUAUUUGAAACUUCUCUUGGCAACAUCCCUCCUCAAACAACAGUCGAGAUUAAAAUCCUUUAUGUUCAAGAGCUCAAGGUAGUCAUGAUGAAAGGCGAAUCGACUGAAGGAGUGGUAUUUGUUGUUCCAACAUCUAUCGCACCACGCUAUGGCAAGUCCCAGUCAGCAUCAGAAGUUGUCUGCGAGGGGCUGGAUAUCAAGAUUAAGGUUUUUAACGAUGGGAAAAUCAACCCUGAUGGUUGCCAGGAAGAAUCAGGUCAUUUGGUGUUCUAUGAUGGGCCGCAGGUGAUGGAAGCUCCGCAAAGUGGCAAUGGAGAGCAGCCCCUCAGGGAAUAUUAUUCCUGGGAACACCAUUCCGAGCAAGCCAAAAUGAACAAAGACUUUGUCUUUGUCAUUCAAAUGCAAAAGGGUCAUGAAAUGCAGUCUCAAGCUAUUUUGUGUCCGCCUGAUGAUGCGGGCAUGGCUGCCAUGAUGGUGAGCAUUAGGCCAAAUGAUUUAUUCCGGAAUGCUAUUAUUCCCCAGUCAUUCUCGGGAGAAAUUCUAUUUCUGCUUGAUCAGUCAAGGUCGAUGCAAGGACGUACACGCGGCUUUAACGGGUUGAGGAAGAUCGAUGUGCUACGGGAAGCAAUGUUGUUAGUCAUCUCAGGUCUUCCCAAGACGUGUUCUUUCAACAUCAUCUCUUGGGGCUCAGAAACAAGGGCAAUAUGGGAACAGUCCAGGAAACACUCACCUGGUAGUAUCAACGAAGCUAGAGAUUAUAUCUCUCAAAUCGAUGCAGACUUGGGCGGUACAGACCUUCUCCGGGCGUUCAAAUCUACAGUUCAACGCCGGCGAGACGAAAGCAACUCAACACAGAUCGUCGUUCUUACAGAUGGACAAUUGAAUGCGGAUAAACCCAUGGAAUUUGUCUGGAAGACACGCCAAGAACUACAGAACAAAAUCCGGUUCUUUGCGCUAGGCAUUGGUCGCAAUGUACCUCAUCGUCUGAUCGAGGGUAUAGCAGAAUUGGGAGGUGGUUUGGGCGAAAUUGUUGAUACUACCCAAAACUCAAGAUGGCACAGCCGGUUGAACCGACUUCUCAAGUCUGCAUUAGAGCCGGACAGCUGGGAUUGCGAUAUUGAUAUCGGUCAUGGUUUUGAACAAAAUAGCCUGAUGGACGUUGGGUUCGACAGUGAUAUCCCGGAUAUACAACGAGUUCCAUACUUCCAGGCUCCUCACACCAUCGUCACCCUUCACCCAUUUAAGUUCACCUCAGUUUUCUUCCUGAUAAACGUCAAGGAUCGUGGCAUUCUGCCCAAGGAGAUCACAAUUGUCACCACAACGGAAGGAACGAAGAAGAAGACAUAUAAGCUCCCAGUUAGAGAAGUACCGGCUGGAAAUAAAGUAAUGCAUCGACUGGCAGCCAAGGCUGUGCUGAUGGAUCUGGAAGAUGCAGUCAAGCGAGAGUCCUCUAGCUCAGCCCUCGUUGACCAAAAUGGCCAAACUAUCGGUACGAGGUACUCUGUCACCAGCAAGUGGACGAGUUUUGUGGCUGUUGCGCAGGACAAGCAAGCAACUACUACACAGAGUAGUAUAGUGGAGCACUACAAAGCUAUGUAUGACGGAGUCGACUUCAACGAACUUCUUAUCGCUAUAAAGCUAGACAGCGGUAAUGGUUCUGUUGCAGACGAUGAUUCUGAUAGCGCCCAGCAUACGAAACGUGGCUCUGUUUCAGGCUCGUCGAUUCCUGAGGCCCCGGAGGCCCCCGUGUUUGCAUCUAUGCACAGUCCCCUACCUUCAUUAGCACGCUGUUCAUCAACAUCAGCACGCUAUCCAGUAGCAGCACCUUGUCUACCAGUACCAGCAUACUCUCAAACAGUAUUAGCACACUAUUCACCAGUAUCAGUACGCCCGGAUUCUGCCUACAGAAGAAAAGGUAGUAAAAACAUUGUUGCGUCGCCAUCUCCAAAACCCAUUGAUCCUCUCAACUGGGAAGUUGCCGUUGAGCACCAGAAUGGACAAGGCCUAUUCGAGCUACCUGAGUCGACGAAAGGGUUGCUACAUCUUCACUUCUGUGCUGGCACGGCACUCGUCGCUGUCGAAAAGCUUAGAAAAAUUUUGCACAGUCAAGGAAAAGAGCAAGAGGUGUCUAAUGCAGUGCUUGUAGACACGAUCAUGAUCAUCCUGUGCUAUCAGACACAUCUAGCUCUCGAUGAAGAUAUCUGGGAUCUCAUGAUGGAAAGGGCACGAGAUGCCAUUACAGAAAUUAUAGGGCUGGAGAUUCUGGAGGCUUUGGAGGAGGUCCUCACUGCAGCUAUGACGCACAAGCACUACACGGCUGUGACGGGAGUAGAUGGUAAUGAAGUUGGAGGAUCUGCCGAUGGGGAAAUAUGCCCCGUCUGUGAUAUCCGGUGGCAAAGUCUACGAACAUUCUUUUGUCCUUUUGACCAUGAUCCUGAUACGAUUCAUGUCUUCAAGGAGUGGGCAGAGCUUUGGGAGCAUCAGAAGCAGACUGGACAUAUGGUUUGUCCCAGGGAUCCUGAUGCGAAUUGUGAAGGCAAGCCUACAGUUCAAUAA
This is a messenger RNA of Fusarium pseudograminearum CS3096, 3171 nucleotides long. RefSeq lists its product as uncharacterized. The transcript has a single exon. Lineage: Eukaryota; Fungi; Ascomycota; Sordariomycetes; Hypocreales; Nectriaceae. The record is from RefSeq and is a predicted model, not a curated record. Bases 1 to 3171 code for a protein of 1056 amino acids.